AUGGCGGCGGCCGAGGAGAGCAGCAGUGAGACUGAUAAUAACCGGAUCACUGAGCGGAUAGAAGAUCUGAGGCUCUCCAACGAAACCCUGCGGGUGGAGAAUGAAAUGUUUGAGGGUUACAUCCAUCGGCUGCAUCUUCAGAAAGUGGUUUUCCAGCCCAUGCCAGAGUCGUUAAGCCCUGUAUCACAAAUCGAGAUGGGGUGUGAAAGAAAAUCCAAGACCCAGGGACCGUCUCAGGAGCGACCACAGCCCCUGACUUUGGAGCAGAAGUGUUAUGUGGGCCAGAAAGAGCUGGAGGAGAAGAUGCAUGAACUGAAGCAGCUCAGAUCGAGUUCAGAGAAAGACAUCAACAACCACAAGGUCACGAUUCAGGAAGCCGACACUCGCCUGGCAGAGAUUAAGAAGGCGAGUUAUGAGUUUGACCGGGACGUCAUCAAAACUCUACAGCAGAAGGAAGGUGCUGUGUUGGGAGCACAGACGGUGGUCCGCUACAUUGAAGACAAAAUUAAAGCCAAGGACACUCUGAUCGAGAAGCUGCGUCUGAAGAACGUGGUACUGCGGGCACAGAAGAAAAAGCUGCAGCUUCAGCAGCGCCAGAAGGAGGAGAUGGGCGAAGGGCUGACGAAGAUCGACUUUGGGCAUCUGCAGAUUGAAAACAGUCAGUACCUGGAGCGUAUCGAUGAGUGCAACCAGGAGCUGCUGCAUCUUAAACUGCACGCUGCAAACACGCUGCAGGUCCUCAACUCAUACAAGGCGAAGCUUCAGUUCCUGACAGGCGAUUUAAAGACCCUGAGUAUUGAAAUUACUUCACGUGAGGAGAUGCUUACAAAAAUUGCAGCGGAAACCCAGCAGACUGAGGAGGAACGAGUGAAAACUGAGAAUCUGAACAGGAAGCUGAGAGCACAGCUAGCUGAUUUUCGUGUUCCACAUGUGCUGGAUUAUGUUUCAGCCAAAACCUCACUCGCCCAGCUUAAUACAAGCGUCAAGAGCUGGGAGCGCAAAGUGGAGGUUGCUGAGAUGGUGUUAAAGGAGCAAACGAAAUCCUGGAAGCUUCGAGCCACAGACGGAACUGUAACAACUGACCAACAGCUAAUAUCAGGAAGCUUUGUUUAGUCGAGGGCAAAAGUUUGCAUACACCUGUAAGGUACAUGCAUUCCAUGA
Trichomycterus rosablanca is the source of this 1161-nucleotide messenger RNA. RefSeq names its product cilia and flagella associated protein 263 (gene cfap263). The transcript is spliced from 8 exons. NCBI's taxonomy places the organism in Eukaryota, Metazoa, Chordata, Actinopteri, Siluriformes, Trichomycteridae. The coding region runs from base 1 to 1113 and encodes 370 amino acids. The record is from RefSeq and is a predicted model, not a curated record. Gene Ontology annotation, biological process: cilium assembly. Gene Ontology annotation, cellular component: axoneme; ciliary basal body.